This is a messenger RNA of Porites evermanni, 1115 nucleotides long. The record is from the annotation of a GenBank genome assembly. Lineage: Eukaryota; Metazoa; Cnidaria; Anthozoa; Scleractinia; Poritidae.
AUGUUCCUCUUCGUCAUCAUCGCCAAGCUCUUCCUCAACGCUCGUGCUGCUGCUAGAGUCGCUUUCAUCGUUUUCAGUCAUAGCAUACUCUUCAGGCUACAUGAAGAAGUACACGUUAUCUCUAACCUCCGGCUUGAAGUUUGUGAUAAUUCUGCUUCCUGUGGCGUUGCUGAAAUGGUUUCCUUGCAAGAGCUGUGCAAUGUAUGCCGCAUCUCGAUCGAAAAGCAAUUCGGAAACUUUCUCAACGUCGAUGCACCUUUCAGGGACGGCAAGGCAAGGAGGAUACAGAAGACAUUUUGGAAGAUCAUUACCUAGCGGGUUUCCGACACAAAUACUAUACACUCGUUGGACGUUGUUUUCAAACCAUUUCUUUUUUCUUGCAUUCGAUUUUCGACAUUUUUCAUUUUUUCUUCUUCCCUUGCUGAUGCGGUCUCUAUGUAGGCCCUUGAAAAUGCUACAAAAACUGUCUUUACUUUCUUCUAGUGUCUCUGCAUCCCGCGUUACCUUUUGCACCUUAGCCUCGACGCACUUGAUCUGCUUUACAUUGAAAUCGUGAGCAAAUUCUUCUCCUUGCUUCAAGAUAAGCCCAUUAGACUGGAAAAGCGUAGAAUCAUGUUCUUUCAAGGCUUUCACUGAAGGAUUACCUUAAGCACCUUGAGGUGAUGGAGUUCAAAAAGAAGAAGAGAGCAGAGGAGCGUGCGAGGGAGAGCCAGAAAACCAAGGAAAAAGUCUAUGCUGAUUAUGCUUGGAAAGAUCUGUGUGAAGAUUCGACCAAACUGAAACAGCCUCGAGUGCCCGAGCUUAACAAGUACCUCAAGCAUCAUGGAAUACACCAACACAUCAAAAGCCCUAAGAACGACAAGGUGAAGGUAAUCGCAAGGCAUUGGCUUCUCCAAAUGAAUCCUGAAGGCCCUGAUCCAUUAAUUCUGCAAACACGACUGAGAGAAAGAGAUGGAGCUGAUAAAGAUCCUUACAAGACAGUGACAGCGAUGAAGAUGAGUACAGCAGAAGUGAAAGCGAUGAUAAUGAUAAGAGCGACAAUGAUUCCAUCAACUCUGGGGGUGAAGAUGUCAUCCUUGCCUUUAUCGAUGACGAGGAAGAAGUUGAGAGGCUAG